Molecule: messenger RNA, 1258 nt
Organism: Hibiscus syriacus
Lineage: Eukaryota; Viridiplantae; Streptophyta; Magnoliopsida; Malvales; Malvaceae
Product: homeobox-leucine zipper protein ATHB-6-like
Exons: 3
Coding region: 64-987 (307 amino acids)
Biological process (GO): positive regulation of DNA-templated transcription
Cellular component (GO): nucleus
Molecular function (GO): sequence-specific DNA binding; DNA-binding transcription factor activity, RNA polymerase II-specific
Source: RefSeq, a predicted model, not a curated record
CACUCAAUACCACUUCCUUAAAACAACGAGAGAUCUGUUUGAAAUCGUUAGUGCUCAUCAACCAUGAAGAGAUCACUUGGCAGCUCAGAUUCUUUUGGAGCUUUCAUGUCCAUCUGUCCAACUACAGAUGAACAUGGUCCGAGAAACAACUAUAUAUACAGCAGGGAGUUCCAGUCGAUGUUCGACGGAUAUGAUGAAGAAGGGUGCCUGGAAGAAUCGGGGCAUGUGUUCGAAAAGAAGAGGAGAUUAAGUGUGGAUCAAGUUAAGGCGUUGGAGAAGAAUUUCGAGGUCGAAAACAAGAUCGAACCUGAGAGGAAAGUGAAACUAGCUCAAGAGCUGGGGUUGCAACCGAGACAAGUUGCUGUCUGGUUCCAAAACCGGCGUGCUAGGUGGAAGACCAAGCAAUUGGAAAGGGACUAUGGGCUUCUCAAAACCAGUUAUGAUACGCUCAAGGCUAAUUAUGAAGCUAUCCAACAUGACAAUGAAGCUCUUCUCAAGGAGAAAAGAGAGUUGCAGGCGAAGCAUAAUGGGGAGAGCACCGAGAGCAAUGUUUCAGUGAAAGAGGUGAUUGUGCCUGAAACUACUGAUGACAAAUCACUGGAACAAAGUGAACCCUCUUUGGCUACUUCAUCAGAGCCUGCAGAUCUCACCUACGAGAGCUUCAACAACAGCAAUGGAUCAGUUGGCUCGAAAGACGGGUCAUCGGACAGUGACUCGAGUGCUAUCUUGAAUGAAGACAUCAUCAUCAACAACAACAGUAGCCCCAACAACGCGGCUAUUUCUUCGUUGUUUAUAUCAUCGACAACGUCGUCUUCUUCACCAUCAUCCAUGGAUUGCUUCAAUCUCUCCAAAACAACCUUUCAACCCCACCAGUAUGUGAAGAUGGAAGAACACAAUUUCUUCAGUGAAGAUGAUGAAGCUUGCAAUUUCUUUUCGGAUGAGCAAGCUCCGAGUCUUCAUUGGUAUUGUCCUGAACAGUGGAGCUAAAGGCAAAAAACUCCAUGAAUGUAUUUCAAGGAAAGAAUGCAAGAAAAAGGCAAAAACGGAAGUUAAACUACUACCAUUCUAACCAAGAUCACGUUUUCCGGUGAAAAAAAUGGAAUUCGGAGAAGGAGAAAGAGAAGGGUUGACGAUGUGAUGGGAAAGGUGACAAACCCAGUAAAUGGAAAAUUCUCCUUAAUCCAUCAGUGGAAAGUGAAACUUCCUUUAUGGACAGACGUUGAACCAAAAUAAUAGUAAUAAACAUUAAUCAUCAUCA